This is a messenger RNA of Trichoderma breve, 1407 nucleotides long. RefSeq lists its product as uncharacterized. The transcript has 2 exons. The coding region runs from base 1 to 1407 and encodes 468 amino acids. The record is from RefSeq and is a predicted model, not a curated record. Lineage: Eukaryota; Fungi; Ascomycota; Sordariomycetes; Hypocreales; Hypocreaceae.
AUGCUGGAGUACUUUACCUAUAAGAAAUUCAAGAAGAACAGAGAAGAGAAGGAGAGUGCAAAGAAUGAUGGAAAGCAAGCAGCGGAUACAAAUAAGAAGGGCGAUAAGCAGGACGAGAAUUACGAUUCGUCCAGCUCGGAGCUUAACCACCCAAAGACAGUCCUCAAGCCUGAGGACGAGCGAUUCCUAGAGGAGCUCCUCGCCCAGAACACCGAUGGAUCUCCACCACCGCUACCGCCUCGCAUCUACACCUACGAUGUAGACUGGCAUUCCGACGUCGAAAGUUCCAUCGAUGAAUCAAAGCAGAACACCGACGACGAGAAGGACAAGGCCGCGAAGACCCCCGACGCUGCAAAGAAACAAGACGAAGGCGUCGGAGAAAAGUCAGACAAGAACGGAAAAGAAAAGGCGAAAAAGAAUGGAAAAGAAAAGGCAGAAAAGCAGCCCAACAGGCUGUCCCUCUUCUUUACGAGAAACAAGAAACCAGCGGAUGCCGUCAAGCCCAGCGAGACACUCAAGCCAGACACCGAAAACGUCACGCCCAAAGAAGCUGAGCGCGAGAAGAAGGACCUCACCCGCGUCCUCGACCUCUUGAACCUCUCCGCCAAAAACAACAAAGCCGUGACCGAAUCCAAGGACUCGUCCGACAUCCUUCAGAGGUUCACCCAGAUCUUCAAGGAUCUCGUCAACGGCGUGCCCACUGCCUACGAUGACCUUACUAAGCUGUUCGAAAACAACGAUAGCUCCAUCAACAAGCUCUUUGAGAAGCUGCCCUCGUCGCUGCAGAAGCUCGUUACGCAGCUCCCGGAUAAACUGACCACUACGCUGGCUCCGGAGAUUCUGGCUGCUGCCGCGGAGUCGCAGGGGAUUAAAGUCGCUGAGGGCGGUAUGAAGGGCGCGGCUAAGAGGAUGCUCUUUGGGCAGAAUUUGGCGAAUCUGGUGAAGAAGCCUGGUGCGAUUGUGGGAAUGCUCAGGGCAAUUGUGGAGGUUUUGAAGUCGAGAUGGCCGGCCUUUAUUGGCAUGAAUGUCAUCUGGAGCGUGGCUCUAAGCUUAUUGCUUGUGGUCCUCUGGUACUGCUACAAGCGCGGCCGUGAAGAGCGCAUCCUUCGUGAGGAGGCGGCUGCUGGAAACGAAGAGGCCGCCCGUCGACUAGCAGAGCUUUCCGAAGACGAAGAAUCCGAUGAGAACAACAAACCAGCGGCAGAUGGCAAAGAAAUUCCGAAUGCCAAAGAAGCUGAAGAAGCUGCAGAAGUUGUAGAGGCGGCAGGGGCUGCAGCAGCCGUGGGAGUCAUACCAGUCAUCAUCACGUCUCCGGAAGGAGAACAAGUAGCAGCCCCGAAAGAAGUUUCGCCAACUGAUGAGGUGCCGCCAUCAGGUGCUCCCACAGAGGAGAAGAAUCACUCCUAA